AUGCCGGCUGACCGCUUGCUUGGUACUCUAUUAAGAUCCCUUCAGACAUAUACCGACCAACAGGAUACGCCGAGACUCUUAGGCACAACAGCAUCUCUUCUGACGACUCUAAACAACCCUCUCAAUGUCACGCUACUGACAAGCCAACUACUGUCCGCACCUGCGAUAUGGGCCUACCCGGAGGGGCUACGAACCUGCAUGCGAUGUCUCAGUGUAUUCCACUCUGCAGCACAAGCACUUCUCAAGCACGAGGCUUCACCACGCGACCGUACCGCUGAUCAAGACUUCACGCAACUUCAGCUUGAACGUACUUUACCGAAGGAUGAAUGGAUUCGAGCUGUAGUAAGUGGUGCGGACGAGCACUCGCCCAGAUGGCGGCACGUGCUAGUCUUAGGCGGCCUGUUGUUAGGUUUUGGUCCACGAGAGGACGAAUCACUUUCGCGCAGCAUGCGAGCGACGCUGGAGACUGGCUUUGUGACGGCUGUGAAUGCAUCGCUGCAGGAAUUUGAGCCUGGAGAUGAGCUAGGUCAGCAAGCUGUGACUGCCAUCGUCAAUCACUGCUUUCCUCUUCUCAGGGAUCAUGAGAGAGCGCAGCUAGACUACGAUGUCCUAUGUCCGGCCCUUGUGCAAGCAUGGCUCCACUCGUCGGAAGGGUUGCAAUCUGCGUACUUCCUAGGUGCCAUUGAUGUGGAUGUACGGCCAGCCUCAAACACGCAAUUUCGGUGGCCAGAAAGUUCGAGGUCCUUCCAGCUCAUCCAGGCUAUGCUUUCCAGUCCACUAAUAGGCUCUCUUGGACCGCUAGCACGGCUCGUUGGACAUGCUGUCGAGAAUGUCCGGGAUCCUAGCAUCGUGCUAGCAACCAUGACAGAAUUCGAAAGCUUCUCGAGGAGUUUAUACAUGCAGUGGCGGCAGAUCAAGCUCUCGGAGAUCGAUGCCUCUGAGGAAGCUGUGUAUCUUACGCCUGAAAGUCUGGAGAGGACAGUACCUGCACUUUGGAAGCUAUUUCGGUCAACACUUUAUGCAGUCGUCAUCAUCCUUAGGAGUAUCAUAGGUCGCAUGCUUGGAGACAGCAGGCUAGGGGCAGACAAUGCCGCCCCUCGACUCGUAGCACAAGCUCUGCAUACUCUACGAUACCUGUCCUUCAUCUCUUCGCGAGCAGGAUCCUCCGCAUUCUCGCAAUACACAUUCGUCUACUUGACUGCAAUGGACAUUCUUGCGACAUACCCACAGGAGGCAGAGGCUUUCUUGCAAGCCAUAAGACCAGGAGAGCUCAGUACUAUUCCACGACAUCCACUGGAACGAAGCCUUGACCUCUUCUUCUUGAACACUGCGGAGCACUUCACAUUAGUUCUGCCCCAACGCUUGAGUGAAGAGCUUGUCUUGGCAGCAGCUACUCCCUAUCUCGCACCUGAUUGUAACAAUAAUCUUCUUCCAAUCUUCGAAGCAGCGCACAGUCUUAUACUGGCGGCCUUUUCCGCGCCACAGAAUACAGCUCUGACUGCGAAGCACCUGCCUUUCUACGUCGAAGCACUUUUCAGAGUCUUCCCAAGCAAUCUUUCCAUGAGGCAAUUCCGACUUGCUUUCAAGACUUUGGUACGGUUGACCGCACCUCCGUCUCCUCUCUCCGCGACUCAGCCUAUGCUGCCGGUCAUAUUACUGGAUCUGCUGCAUGAAAGAGCAAUUCAUGCAUCGCAGGUUCCGCUCUUCCCGGAAGCAACGUCUACGGCACCAGAUGGUCCGCCGGAGGCACUGAUGGAGCUCUCAGAGCAGACCGUCCUGACUCUGACUAUCAUCGACACCCUGACACAUCUGCCUCUGGAAUUACUAAAGGAGUGGCUGCCACUCACGGCUGAGAUGGUCAAUCGAGUUGAUGACUUCGGCAUGCGAGAACACUGCAAGGAACAUUUCUGGGCUCUGUUAGUCGGCGGCGAGAUGGACCCAGAUCAAAGCCAGCUUUGUGCUGGAUGGUGGAGCACGGCUGGCGGUAAGGAGCUGCUUUUAUAUGGACAGGAGAACCACGAGUCGGACAAAUAUACCAUGAGCGGGGCAUUGCCCAGUUCUGAUGACAGCAAGCUGUGA
Recurvomyces mirabilis is the source of this 2079-nucleotide messenger RNA. RefSeq lists its product as uncharacterized. The record is from RefSeq and is a predicted model, not a curated record. The transcript is spliced from 3 exons. Bases 1 to 2079 code for a protein of 692 amino acids. Lineage: Eukaryota; Fungi; Ascomycota; Dothideomycetes; Mycosphaerellales; Teratosphaeriaceae.